Molecule: messenger RNA, 2059 nt
Organism: Lindgomyces ingoldianus
Lineage: Eukaryota; Fungi; Ascomycota; Dothideomycetes; Pleosporales; Lindgomycetaceae
Exons: 5
Coding region: 376-1779 (467 amino acids)
Source: RefSeq, a predicted model, not a curated record
AACAUGCAGGUACGCAGCCCCCAAGGCUUAGCACUUAAUUAGCCCCAAGCUCACAUCAUUCGUCGUAAUUGUACGUUGCGGCUGAAAUCAAUGUACUGCGGCAGCGUAUUUCGACUCGUUUCCUUUAGGGCCGUAAUACCUUGUCCGGUCUCAUUUCGUGUGGAAGGAUGCGAGAUGAAACGUACGAGUCCGGGUAUCGAUAAUGAACCCAUCACCUCAAUCCUGGAUCCCUAUCCCUCUGCAUCUAUCCUCUUCCUUCCUUUGCUACCUGUCGGCAAUUCUCUCUGAACGGCAAUGAGCCUGGCCAAGUAACGGCGAUCCCGUUGUGGCAAUUUUUCAUGGCUUCUGGGCUCUCCCUAUCCCUAUUACGUUGAUAUGCAGUUCAAACUUGCGGCUCUCAAUACGGAGAAAGAAGUCGCGCCAGAACGUGAUCAAAAGGAAGUCCUGAUUCCGCAUCAUCCCGAGGCCGUCCGACACUCUCAUCCUACUCUCGAAGCACUCCCGGGUCAACACCCGGGAGAAGUUUAUGCAUACUAUGGACCGGACGACGUCAUAAAAUCUCAAAAGAGAUCUUGUUGGAAGCGGAAAAGAGUAUGGGUACUCGCGCUGGUGUUGACGGUCGUGAUUGCGUCAACGGCUUUGUGUGUGUCGUUAGGGAUUCUUCUGAAGAAACCUAAGAGUGCGACCUCUGGCAGUAAGGCUACACCUACGAAUCUUGCGACUGCUACUGUGACUGCUUCUGCGUCGUCUGUUCCUUCCCCCACUGCAAAACCUACCAGCAUCGCUUCUUUAUCGCCUCUUGCCGUCACCGCGUGGAGAGACAACAACUCAACGGGCACCACUUUUAAGAUACGAGUUGUAUUCCAGAAUGACAAGGGAAUGCUCCAAGGCACUUUAUUUGACUCCGGUUAUAAGAGCUGGGCGAGGAACAAAGAUUUCACCAAGGCGAAACAGGGAACUUCUCUGGCUCUCACUAGGUUUCGACAUAAUAUUUACCCCGACGCUAUUAAUAAUGACGAGCAGGUCGAGCUAUUUUAUCUGGAUGAUGCUGAUCGAAUAUGCGAAUGGAACUGGGAUUCUAUUAACAUUGCCGGCAGUGCCGGAUCUAUCGACAACCAAACCUUUGUCGCUAGUUCUACCUCAAGACUCAGCGCCUAUUGGCCCCUCAUCAUCCUCCAAGAUGUCGAUGGUAGUCUCCACGAAAUCUACUAUGACGCUUUUAGCUACUCAGACACAGGGGGUUGGUACCACCGAUCUGCGAACUUAACGAUUUAUGACGGCGCCGCGCUUGGGUUAGUACCGGUUGCGCAGAAUAUAUCUAAGAUUGGGGUGUUCUAUCAAGGCGAGGAUGGGAAAUUGAGGGAGGUCCAGAGGGACAAACUUACCUGGGAGUAUGCGUAUGAAACACACGCCCUCUCCCAAUCUAUACCACCCCCUUCCCUCACCCCUCCCCAGUUCGCUGCUUUCUCCCUCACCAACGUCACAAACCCCACCGAACUCGACACAUAUAUCCUCUGGCAGGAUACCUCCGCAACCAUCCAAAUGCAAUGGCGAGACGACUCCUCGGGGUGGAAGGGCCCGAAAACGUUCGAUGCUUUCAGGGGUGCAGAUAACGGAACCGCGAUCGCAUGUAUCACUAUGGAAACGUUUAAUGAGCCGUUACCUAAAGGCAUGGACAUCCCUCGGUGUUAUUUUCAGAGUGGUGGGAAUUUGAGAGAGGUUGAGCUGAAUGGGAAUCGAGAUGGGUGGUCGGUGCUAGGGUAUGUACCGCUCGACUAGCGAUACAUUUUAAUGGAUCGGAACUCUACAUGUGGGCGAGUUCUCUUGCGGUUUGGAGUUGGCUUCCAUGAGGAUUUCAGGUGCUUGAGGUUUGGCUGGUUCUUGUACGUAUGUAUUAUACCCCGUUCUUUCAGAUUGGAUGGUUUCAGCACUGCCCUCUGAUUGGAGGAGAUUUCCCCGAUUUUUCAAACCAGGUCGGUCCAGCAUAUAAAUUAAACAUCGACACAGGACUCCCGUAUAGUAUCCACUUUUCUCCUAGAUUAUAGUACUGCAUUAUUUC